This is a messenger RNA of Ruditapes philippinarum (Manila clam), 2836 nucleotides long. RefSeq names its product papilin-like. The record is from RefSeq and is a predicted model, not a curated record. Gene Ontology annotation, cellular component: extracellular region. Gene Ontology annotation, molecular function: serine-type endopeptidase inhibitor activity. Bases 472 to 2601 code for a protein of 709 amino acids. NCBI's taxonomy places the organism in Eukaryota, Metazoa, Mollusca, Bivalvia, Venerida, Veneridae. The transcript has 5 exons.
UAUUUCCAACACAAUAUGUGUUAUAAGUUGAAGACUUUCAUGAGUUAGCUAAUCUUUGUUUGGACUUUUGGAAUAGGCACUUACUAAGGUGUAACUGUGACUCGGGAAGAUUCACACCUCUACUAGUCCCUUUGCAACGGAGAGGGGGGAAAACGGUUAUGGUGGUUACAAAUAAUUGUCAUUAUUGUGUUUGGAACUCUAUCUACGUUUUAACUUGAUAAUGUUUAUAAUAUGGCACAAAUAGAAAAUGAUAAUUUUAAAAAUAUUUGAAUUAGAAACUCUUUUUAACUAUUUUGUAACACAUUGACGUAUGUGAGUAUUUAUGAUGCAGGUUAUAUAAGCAGAUUUAAUCAAAUUUACUCUACAAUAUUAAUGAAGUUUUGUUGUUUACAUUGCCCCCGAUAAAAUAAUUUUAUAAUAAUCCUAUGAAAUCAGAUACAUGCGUGACAUAUUUACAUUUUUUAUUCAUGUAUGUGUGUAGGUAAACCUGGACUUUGUCCCGAACCUCCACCGUUCGGAUUAUGUGUCGAGCUUUGCACGAGUGACAGUAACUGUAUUGACGAUUACAAGUGCUGUCCAAAUGGUUGUGGUCAUACAUGCCAGAAGCCCGUAUUAGAUUGUUCUCAGGUAGUAUGCGUACGCCCUAGCUGUUUGAACGGCCAUGUUAUACCGGAAGGGGAGUGUUGCCCUAUAUGUAGACCAGAGAAACCUGGAAUAUGUCCUGAACUAGAAGAUGGUGGUAUCUGUUUGCUAGCAUGUUUAAUUGACAAUGAGUGUCCAGGAUCACAAAAAUGUUGUAUCAAUGGUUGUAAACAUACAUGUGAGACGCCCUUACCAGAGACAUGCCCCAAUGGCAGGAACGGGUCAUGUGGAACAAUUGCUGGCUUAAGUUGUCCAAAUGACACGACAUGCAUGUUCAAAAAAGAUCAUCCUGACGCUGCUGGGAAAUGUUGCAUUGAUAAGCCAAAACCGAUUGAAGUUUGUGUAUUACCAGUUAAAUUCGGUCCAUGCCAAGAUUCAGUACCACGCUAUUUUUAUAAUACAACAACUUGCAAAUGUGAAGAAUUCGAUUGGGGUGGUUGUGAACCAAACGACAAUAAUUUCUUUAACCUUGCAUAUUGUCAAGCGUCGUGCGAAAACCCAAUGUAUUCUAAUUCUGUGUGUGAAUUAGCACAAAGUAGUGUUGAUGAUUGCAAGACAGAUUGGAAUCUAGAUAGAUGGUACUUUAACAGGACGUCAUGUGAAUGUGAGCCCUUUAAGUGGAAUGGGUGCGGAAGCGCUAACAAUUUCCUCACAAAAGAGUGGUGUGAAAUUAACUGUGGUUGCUACGAUUGCAAUAAGGAAACAAACAUUUGCAACUUACCCUUCAAUCCCAUUGGGACUGUUGUAUGCUCAACCCAUACACCUAGCUAUGGAUAUGAUACUGAAACGUGCCGAUGCGAAAAGUUUAUAUACGGGGGCUGCGCGGGAAAUGCAAACCGAUUCAGUACACUUGCAAACUGUGAGAAACAUUGCAGUAAUAAUGAAUGCAAUGCACAUGUAUUUUGCGAUCAACCAGCCAACCCUGGAACGUUUGAUGACAAUAUACCAAGAUAUUUUUAUAACACUGAAACCUGCAACUGUGAAAAGUUUAUUUGGGGAGGCAGCGGUGGAAAUAGUAACAAUUUUAAGACUCGCGAAGAUUGUUUUCAAACAUGUGAUGGAUUUAACAAAUGUGAUGCACCAGUUGUUGAAGUAAAUUGUCUUUUGCCAAAGGAAACAGGUCCAUGUCAAGCUGUUAUGUCAAGAUUUUAUUUUGAUCAUUUAGAUUGCAAAUGCAAACAGUUUAAUUAUAGCGGAUGUGGUGGGAAUAGCAACAACUUUAUGAACAUUCAGCAGUGUGAAACUUCAUGUUCAAAUACAACUUGUCCUUUUUGCAAUAAACCAGGAAACCACGGACUUUGUAAUGGUAAUUUUAAACCUUACUUUUUCAACAUUCAAACAUGUAGAUGUGAACAGUUUGUUUAUGGCGGUUGUGGUGGUAACGAAAACAGAUACGAGACCAAAGAAGAAUGUGAAAAUAUUUGUGGUGAAAUUCAAUGCCCUGUCUGCAACCUUCCUCCAGAGAAAGGAAACUGCAUGACUGAAUUAGACCUUUGGUAUUUUGAUGCUGUUGAUUGCAAUUAUAAAAUAUUUAAAUACAGUGGGUGUGGCGGUAAUAUGAAUCGAUUUCUUACAGAAGACGAUUGCAAAAGUUCUUGUGGAAAUGUUUCUUGCCCAGUAUGCUCAGUACCAAAACAGACCGAAUCAUGUGACGAUCAUGGAACUAAGGAACGCCGGUUUUUCUACAAUCCUUUGAAGAAUAAAUGUCAACCAUUCCUGUGGGGUGGUUGUCAAUCCAAUGGAAACAAUUUUAUCAAAAUGAAAGCAUGUAAAAGUGUUUGCAAAAAUUUUGUUUGCUCUCUCCCAGUUAAAAUCGGUCCUUGCGAAGCAGCCAUUGAGCGAUAUUAUUUUAACGCCUCGACAGGGGAAUGCCAUGCGUUCUUAUGGGGUGGUUGUGAUCCAAACGGAAAUAACUUCAAAUCCCUUAGACAAUGUCGGAGAGCUUGUAGAAAGCGAUGAAAGAAUAGUAAAUAAAGAUACAUGGACAUACGUUUGAUAACUUAAAUAUAGUAAAAGGAACCUUGAAUGUCUGUGUAAAUGUAAUAUAUAUACAUUAAACAACUGAAGAUGUUGUUAUUCUUUAUUUAGUCAGUAACGUACUAUUAAUGCCUUGAGAGAAUCUGAGCUCUCGUGUUAAACUUCAUGAAUAUUUGUCAUCUUUUGACAUCAAUUUCUUUAGGGUAUUUUUUAAAAA